Xiphias gladius (swordfish) is the source of this 8540-nucleotide messenger RNA. It is a transcript of the gene slc1a4, whose product is annotated as solute carrier family 1 member 4. Bases 4495 to 5520 code for a protein of 341 amino acids. The record is from RefSeq and is a predicted model, not a curated record. Gene Ontology annotation, molecular function: L-aspartate transmembrane transporter activity; L-alanine transmembrane transporter activity; L-serine transmembrane transporter activity. Gene Ontology annotation, biological process: L-glutamate transmembrane transport; L-serine transport. NCBI's taxonomy places the organism in Eukaryota, Metazoa, Chordata, Actinopteri, Istiophoriformes, Xiphiidae. Gene Ontology annotation, cellular component: plasma membrane. The transcript is spliced from 8 exons.
GCUCUCCCCAUUAAGGGUUUACAUACAAAACAUAUCACAAUUUUAUAAAGUAUGAUGCAUUUUUAUAAAUCAAACUAUACAAAAGUAUAUUAAGUGGCUCAAAUUAGCUCCAACUCGACCAACUGAAACAGUAAAGUAUUGCUUAUAUGUCAAUGCAUCAGUCAUACUAAUCAAAUGUACCUAAUAACAGUAUGAAACACUGGUCUGUUUUUCCUUUAAAUGCUUUAAGUGAGAAACUAACUGAUUAAACUUCAUUACUUGUACAUAAGUAAGACUUUACUUGCAACAGAGUAGUUCUACUUUGGUGCAGGCUACUUUUACUCAAGCAAAUCCUCUGACUCUUCGGCCACGGAGCUCAGCAUGCAGUACGGCACUGCUGAAGUGCCACUCCGUGGUUCUUUUCUUCCUGCUUUGUCUUUUGAGUGGGGAAGGGAAAGGGGAAUCGCUUGGCGGACUUUUGCAGACGCAAAAGACGCAAGAUCUUGUGAAGUGUUUUGGAAUUUUGCGAAUGUGAUAAUGUUCUGUGUAAAGGUAAAAAAAUACCGGCUACUGGCUGCUUGGGCCUAUAGACAUCCGAAUGGUUACUGUCCGUCGGUGACCUAGACAGGAGGAGUCCUAAGAAUAAGCUCCAGCAGGGUGAGGGAAAGCUGACAGCUGUUGAAAGAGUGGAGUGUAUUUUGAGGAAGGGAAAGAGGUGGAGGAAUAAACCCCAGCGGCAUUGUGUAGUACAAACUGAACACUGUCUGCUGCUGUUAGUACUUCUCCCUUAUCAUGAUAGCAGGUGGACAGUCUGCUUUUAUAUUUCUCAGUCUAACGCUGUUGCGUCAGACUUUAUUUUUGUACUGGUGACCAGUUGCACAAAAUACAUGAGGAAGGAUUAGACGAGUACAGGAUUUGAAAGCCAAUACUUUCUGUUAUUCCUAUCGCUACGUUGCUACAUUUGGACUGAAGCUGACAGCUUAGGGUCUUUUCAAGUCUUCCAAAUUAUCCAAUAUAUGUAGUUUGUCCAUGCCCUCCAGAACAACACAAAGAAGCAUUUUCUGGUUUGACGCCUCUAUCAGCAGGGCGACAUCACUUCUCUGUGCCUUCCACAAUUGUUACAAAUCGGUGUUGAAAAAGCCAUCUGUUUUACAGUGUGAUUUUGCCCUGGUUAGAGUUUGGUUAGGUUUAGGGAAGGAUCAUAGUUUGGGUUAAAAUAAUUGUCUCGGUUACAAUAAUUAACAUGUGAUCACGGUUAGGUAAUGAUCAUAGUCGUAACACUGACUAGUGACUGGAAAUAGGAAACGAACAGCCGUCUCCCGUCUUGAUGAUUGAAUGAUUUGCUGACCCAUCCAUCCACCCAGACCUCCUCUUGACACAGACUUUGUUGCUGAAUAACAAUGUCACUUGGGUUCCUUCUAGAGGGCCACUAGAGGGCACCUCAACAGAUGUUGUUUUGGGGCAGCUGCUGUCGUUCUCCUGGGGGAGGACAGUCUUACUUUGGUUUACGACCAAAUUCCUGCCAGACUAAUGACAUUUUCAUCAUCCUCAGCGAACGCGCUAGUCUAAGAUGGUAAACGGCGCACCCGCCAAACAUCAGCAUGUUAGCGUUGUCACUGUGAGCACAAUGGCAUGCCGAUGUUAGCAUUUGGCUUCAAGCGCCACUGUGCCUCAGUAAAGCCUCACAGAGCCGCUAGCAUGGCUGUAGACCUUUAGUUCUCAGCAGUUAGAUAGGUCUCUAUAGGCAAAACCACCAGUGCCCAAGAAGUGAUGUGUUUUAUGUUUACAGACACAACAGCAGAGAAGACUCAAGAGCGACUCUGUUAAUUAUCAUAAUUUGUUGGGCCAGCGAUGGCAACACCGUUUACAGUACUUUAAGACCAAAGCAAUUGCUAAGAUCAAGAAAGGUAAGAAUAUUGCAGAUUACAGACUUUAAUGAGAAUCUUGAGCCAAAGUGAAAAUGUAUAAGGAAAUUCAGCUGAUGCAAAAAAUGGCAGAUUUCAUCAAGGGCAAAAAAAAGGUUAUCACAGGUUUGCUCUCUCUCGCAAAUAAAGUCAAACAAAACAUGUAUACAGUAUAUCAAACUCUAAUGGUAUUCAGUAAAAGAGUAACACAUUUUUUUAUACAAAUUUUUCCAGGGCUAAUUGAAAAUCAUGGUUGUGAACAUUAAGUUACUUUAAAAAGUCUGUGUUUCCUGAAUCUGUUUUAGAGCUAAAAAAAAGUUAGUUAGUUCCAAAUUUGCCACACAUCACUGUCUCAUCAGGCCAAAGUUCGCAAUUUGCUUACUUUAAAACAAAAAUAUUUAAUCAAAAAUAUUUGUAUAAAAUUCAAUAAACUUUGGUUAUGGAAACACAAUAAGUGUUUUAUUACAUGUAUUUCAGCAAUAGGGGAAUCAAUCAUAUUUUGAAAACCUAUCAAAAAGAAAAACGUUGUUGUGCAGUGAGGAAGCCACAACUGUUUGACACAGAACAUAAAAAUGCCAAGAGUCAGCAAAAAAGACAGAAAAACUCUAGACCACAUAAGCUGAAUAACCCUUAUUUCUGCUGUCUCGAAUUAAAAGGAUCGUGUAUGAUGUUUGGCUUCAAUUUAUUAGGAAAUCAGGUUGUUAUAUAACAGAGCUUUAAAAAUCAGUCCACAGAGAGGAGGCAGUGGGGCUCUGGGGAGCCUCUAUAGGAAAGUAUGCCAGUUCUCAGCUUCGGUUUCCCAGGGUUAAUCCAGAUCCUCACCUCGAUCAUGUGAUAGCAGGAAACGUGACCGCCUUUAUGGUGUGAAGAAGAGUCUAACAAGCCUUCUGUGGCAAUAAGAAUUUAACUUCAUAAUUACAUUUCUUAGCAGCAUUAGGAAUGAAAAGAAAUGAAUUAAAGUGAAGAUAACAUGGCCACCUGCCAGUGUGGCCAGUGGAGCUAACAUUUAACCAAAUGAAGUUGCAUUUGGCUCCGGACUGAAGGCAAAGUUGAUGGGGGUCAAGGGUUUAUGGUCUGAAUUUUUCUUGGCUUGGGUCUGGCAAUGGGAAUUAAUGUGAGCAGAGUCUGUAUUUCUUUGCACAAUAUAGUGUGACCCCUGAGGAUAAAGUUACAACAAACACACAUAUAGAUGAAAGAGGCCUACAGGCUUCCAGUAAUCCGUGUACGCUUCGCUUUCUGUAGUGAAAAUAAACUCAGCAUGGUGCCUAUGCAGACGGUCAAGGGAAAGGUUUUUUCAUCCAUCCAUCAGCUAUACCGCUUGUCCUUUUGAGGAUUGCGGGGGGCUGGAGCCUAUCUCAGCUGGUGAGAGGCGGGGUACAUCGCGGACAGGUCGCCAGUCUAUCACUGGGCUGACACAUGGAGACAGACAACCAAUCACAGUCACUUUCGCCCUGACAGGCAAUUCAGAGUCGCCAAUCAACCCAACCUGGGCCCAGCCGGCAGGUUCGCACCCAGAACCUCCUUGCUGUGAGGCUGCCAGUGCUAACCAGUGCCCCACCGUUCCGCCAUGAAAAAAGUUUUAUAAUAAAUUUAUACUAGUGACAUAAAGAACGAUGUACCAGACAAUACUGUCCAUUUAUAAGAUGAAUAACGAACUUCCUUCAAGGGUGAAUGUUAUCAUCCUCUCCAUUACUAUGGCUCUCAUGAAUAUGGAAGCAAAAACAUUCCAGGGUUUUCUUCCCAGCUAUUAAGACAUUUUACAUGAUCACUUUAACUUCAAAAUGUUUAAAAGUCCCAAAUUAUUUUCAUUUUGAGACUGAACUUUUGUAAAUAGUAGUAUGCUCAGCAAGCCCUUCAUGUGUAUGGGGUUUAAUUUGUGUCAGAAAUCUGCUGAUGUUUAAACUUUUUCAGGUUUUUAUUGUUGUUUUUUCAAUAAUUGUCAAACCACCUCUCUUACCACAGUUUGAUUUUGUUACUUGCUUAUAAAAAUUACAGUUAUUGUGAACAGUUUUUGGAUUGUACAGGAUAUAUCAAUAACAGGUAUUUACAGUUGUCUGAAGUCUGUACCUUUACUGUUUAAUGUGGAGCAAUGUCUGCGGUUAAUUAUGUUUGCCGGAUGCUAUGGACAAAUUCAAAUGAGCCAAGUCAUGUGUGAACAAAAAGAAAAGAAGUGAUGGACAAAACCAAACAACACAAGCGAUGACAUGAGACAAAUAUUUUAACAAAAGUAAAACAUUCCAAUUUAUUUGUAGCGUCUGUCUGGUGGUCGGUUGUUCUGCUACUUUGGGCCGGGCUGAAAUAUCUCAACAACUAUUGGAUGUAUUACCAUGAAAUUUUGUACAAACAUUCAUGGUCUCUAGAGGAUUGAGGCACAUCAUGUUGCUUAAACCAUAAUUAAGAGCAGCGGAGGGGGAAAAACGUAAUGGAUUUGUGAGGCAGGAGUUGCUCAGUGACUGCAAGGCACCUAUGCUAGAGGGCUCUUUGGAGGGGGAGGCAUAAGUGUGGUGGAGGACCAUGGUUGUCUCAAGCCGUAUCAGACUCCCGUUCAAGGAAUUUAUUCCCAGCAAACUUGGUGGCUGCUGCCUUCCGUUCUUAUGCCACUGACUACAAGAUGGUUGCUGUGGGGAAUGACACUAAUGGGACCACCCUCUAUCAAAAGGUUCCUUUUGGUACAGAAACAGAUGGCAUGAACAUCCUAGGUCUGGUUUUGUUUGCCAUGGUGUUUGGUGUGGCACUGAGAAAGCUGGGAGAUGAGGGAGAGGAGCUCAUUCGUUUCUUCAAUGCUUUCAAUGAGGCCACCAUGGUGCUGGUGUCUUGGAUCAUGUGGUAUAUCCCUUUUGGCAUCAUGUUCCUUGUGGGCAGUAAGAUUGUGGAGAUGGAAGAUGUGGUUCUUCUGGUCACUAGUCUGGGAAAAUACAUCUUUGCUUCAAUCCUGGGCCACAUUAUUCACGGAGGCAUCAUCCUGCCUCUCAUCUACUUUGGCUUCACACGCAAGAACCCCUUCAGUUUCCUUUCAGGCCUCAUCACGCCCUUCACCACUGCCUUCGCCACCUGCUCCAGUUCAGCAACUCUUCCCUCUAUGAUAAAGUGUGUUGAGGAGAAUAACGGUGUGGACAAACGCAUCAGCCGCUUCAUCCUUCCCAUUGGAGCCACAGUUAACAUGGAUGGGGCCGCCAUUUUCCAGUGCAUUGCUGCUGUCUUCAUAGCUCAGCUCAACAAUGCUGAGCUGAACGCCGGGCAGAUCUUCACCAUCCUGGUGACAGCCACAGCCUCCAGUGUUGGUGCAGCAGGCAUCCCAGCUGGCGGCAUCAUCACCAUCGCCAUCAUCCUGGAGGCCAUAGGCCUGCCAACCAACGACCUGUCCCUCAUGCUGGCUGUUGACUGGAUUGUGGAUCGUACCACCACUGUGGUGAACGUUGAGGGUGAUGCUCUGGGUGCGGGAAUCCUCCACCACAUCAACCAGCAGGAGAUGAAGAAGCAGCAGGAGCACCAGCAGCAGCAGCAGGAAGGGGAGCUGGCUGAGGUCCGGGUGGAGGCAGUGGCCAACGUCCAGGCGGAGGAGGAGACCUCGCCACUAGUCAUGCACCAAACCAAAGCCUUGGAGGCCACGCCGGAAGCUAUCGAGUCUGUCCUGUGAACUCAGCAAGACUUUUUUUCUUGCCCUGUGACCUUUUGACCUUUCAACACUUACGACACUGCUGCUGAUGGGACACCAUUCUUACCCAGUGUCCAUACAAAAAAACAAGGCCACUGAUGGUUUCACUUAUGAGGAAAAAAAAGUGCCAUAGAAACAGUCUGUCUAGAGCAGUGAGUCCACAGUGCACUUGCUGCUUCUGUUUUGAAAUUUGAUUCACUUGGGCUAAUGUCUCAAUAGUUGGGUUUCCAUCCAAGUAUUUAAUUCAGAUUUGGAUAUAACUUGCAUUAAAAUACAAAUAUAAUAAUACACAGAUGUGUGUCUGUGUAUUAGGAUAUAAUGGAUUUGAAAAUGAUUCACUUUGAAAACAUUUCCUUAAUACUGCAAAAAUUUUUUUUUUAAUUUUCACUCAAGGCAGAGUUUUUGUAUUUUUUUUAAUCUUGAUUAAAACAUUUUGCGAUACAGCGAUGGAAACACACUAUGAGUAGAAUAUCCCUAAAACAUUCCCAUAAAUGUCAUAUUUCUGUUUCUUUCAUAUACGUGAUGAGUACGGCCAUAAGUUAGUACGUCCGAACAUUAUCAAAUUUAUUUUCUGUUUUUAUCUUCAGACAGCAAAUACAAUGACCAACAUUAACUGUAGAACACUAACUAUUUUCCAGAAUCUGACUAGACAAAGUAUCUAACAAAUGCUUGCAAGUGACUGUCAUGGCCUAAUUACAAGUUCAGGAAGGCUGUUUAGUCACUUUGACUCAGCUGGUGGAAACAAAAUUCUGUCUUUCAAUUGAAGUCAUAUAGAAACUUAAACUUUUGCUCCCAGGUUUAAAGUUGUUGUCACAAUCCAGAGAGAUGUUUGCAGGAUAUGCCCAGGCUUGUGUUUGCUGACUGUCAGCAGACAAUGUCAAACAUUAACCUUCAAAUGAAAGGUUAAAAAUUUGGCCUAUUUUUUGGACAGGCCUCACGCAACAUGUUGACCCAGUGUCCCUAGUUACCCAGCUGGCCCAGUAUGGUAAAGAAAUCUCAAUGCUGGACCAUUUGAAAUAGUACAUUUACAUGCAUGCUUUGCUAUCAUGGUCUUGUGGGAAAACACACUGACAUCCACAACUAAUCCUGUUUAUCCCCAAGUAAACAGAACAUAGGGUUAUUUACAUGGUUGUGUCAACCUCAUAAAUAGCCAAAUGCAAAUAGGAUACAAAUGGUACAAGGUGCAAAUGUUACCUGCCUUCAUUUCCCAGCUCGUAUCAGCAUUUUACAAGCAUGUUCCCCUAAUUUUGUAAUGAGACUACAGUCUGAACAUCCAGCCGUAUCAGCUAGCUCUCAGAAGUUGCAUUAAUGCACCAAGGAGUCUGAAAAGUAUCGAGUUUGUUUUGAGUUUUGUUUGCUAAUUAGCCAGCUAAAGCAAUGUUAGCAUGUAGCUAUCAGUUAGCUAUGAUAAUUGCUCUUAUUUGUUAGCUAAUGUUUAUAUCAGGUGUGUAGACUAUGUCUAGUUUAACUAGCCUGAUACUUGGGUUAGCUGGAAAUUGUAACAAACUAAACAAAAAGAUGCUAGAUUUAUUUUGGUGAAAAAACAGCUCCCAGUCAAAACCAGACCGAAAUAGAACUACGUAAAUCCAACCUGCCAUUUGUGCCCAAAAGUCAGUUAGGCAUAGACACAGUCAUGGCCAGAAUUACAAUUGAUUGAACAUUAGUUUGCAAGUACUAUACACACUUGUCUGAAAUCAUGAAAACACUCUAGUUGCCCAUUUAUUAAAAAACAUAUUUAAUUUAUGGUUGUCGGUAAGGUCAGCAGUUUCGGAUGGUCUGGUUUAAGAAAUCCCCCCAAAAAUCCAAAAGGAAUUCAUUCAAAACUUAAAGCUUCUUCAAAUGUUUACACACAAAUACUGGACCAAAAUGAAUGAUGAGUUCACAUCAUAUUAUAUGUCAAUAUUUUGUGAAAUCAUCCUCUAAUUUCAGAGGGAUUUUUCUUAGUUGUGUCUCAAAGGCUUGCACCAUAUUAACCCUCAGUGAAAGUUACAUGAAGUAUGUUAAUACAUGCAUUUUAAUUGUUUUGAAAACUUGAGGGGAUGAUUCAGUGCAUCCCACACUAUGUCACCAUCCAUAAAUCUUCCUCCUCUCUUACUAGCUAAAUUUUGGGGAAGAAAUUAGCACAGUGACCAAUGACAACAUAUCUUUAUUCAGUCCGUAGGAUAAAUUAUUAGCUGUGGUUUCUAGAUCACUAUAAAGGGAACAUUGGUCAUUGCCAUUAUAAUGGCUUACUUGGUGGGGUUUUUUAAAAGUGUAAAUACCCCUCCAAAUAAGUGACCGGUACUUUUCCUUAAUCUACGGAUACAAACUGUAUGAUCAGACUUGCACCUGCCAUAGUUGAUGCCCAUGCAAUAUGGAAUAUGGUUUGACAUGAAGGAAGCUGUGCCAAAUUUCUAAAGGUUUAGUAGAAAGUCUCCCUUUAGGAUACAGGGCUUGACUGACAGGAUGAGCCUGUGCUGUCCUCUAGUGGUGAAAGGCAUUCAUGUGAGCGUUCAGAAGGAAAAAAAAUGAAGGCGAUUGCAUCCCAGAGCUUUUGUGUCCUUCUGAAACACGUUAGUUGUUCAUCUGACAUUGCUGAAUGGUAUCAGUGGUAUUAUUUCCCAUUUAUUUGAGCUAUUAUUUAACAUUCAUUGGGAACAAUAGGUGAUGAGACCGCUCCAUUACUAAGUCUUGUGAUUUUAUACUGUAUUUUAAAGUGAAGACCCCUACAAGGUGAAGGAUCUUUAUGUAUGUGAAAUGAAUGAAUUUCAGUCAUGUUGCUGCCACCUUAAGUCUGAGAUGCUCAUUAUGAUGUGGAGAUGCUGCUUUAGUUUUGGAUCACGGUGUGUAUGCUGUAACUAUCUGCUUUAAAGAUGAAGUAAAGUAGCGUGUUUGAAAAUUUCUUACUCAGCAUCAUCACGAGAUUUGACAGAUGAGUUUUCUAAGCUAACAACUGCUCUAUUAAACUGAGUUUUACGACUAGGUUUUUUUGAGUGUAUCUGGUACAAUCACAUGUAAUUACA